This is a messenger RNA of Geodia barretti, 687 nucleotides long. NCBI's taxonomy places the organism in Eukaryota, Metazoa, Porifera, Demospongiae, Tetractinellida, Geodiidae. The record is from the annotation of a GenBank genome assembly.
AUGACCAUUAUCGGCCUGCCCUUCGAUACCGAAGAGAGCGUUAUGGACUUGGCCGAGUGGGUCACCCAAGUCAGCAAGUACCAGACCGUAAACCUGUUGACUCCAUUGCCUGCAACUUCCAACUGGGACAGUUUGCCGCCUUUGGAUGAGAACGGUGACCUCCUUCCGGAAGGGAAGAUGCGGCCCUACCACUUGUACACCGGACGCCAGUUCGUCCACUGGGACGAGCGGUGGUCCAUGGCGGAAAGCCAGGAGUUGUUCGACCGUUAUUCAGCCAAGCUGGCCCCGGUGGAUGAUCUCUACCGGCGUAUUUUCCGCAUCUUGCGCACCUACCGGCUGCGUUUGGCCACCACCAGCCGUGACCUGGGCGACAGCAUCAGUGCCCGGUUGACCGACGCCACGGAAAAUCUGCGCAGUUGGUCGGACCCGGUGUCGAUGGCUGGCUCGGAAUUCGGGGACAGCUUGUCCCAACGGGUGAGGGAAUUGGCGGACAAGCUUCGGUCCGUGUCUCAACCGCUGGCCAACGCCCGCCGCGAGGUUGUGGACAACAUUGGCGCAAAGAUCAACGAACUAACCGAUUCCUUAGUGGCCCUCUGUCUGCGCCUGUUAACGCCGGUAGCAAAGAGUUGGAGGCGACAGUUUCGCUCCGCAUCAACGAGCUCAGCGAAAUCGUCAACAACGUUAUGA